Menidia menidia (Atlantic silverside) is the source of this 2794-nucleotide messenger RNA. NCBI's taxonomy places the organism in Eukaryota, Metazoa, Chordata, Actinopteri, Atheriniformes, Atherinopsidae. The record is from the annotation of a GenBank genome assembly.
AGUGUUCUACUCUACCACACCCUCCUCCCAAAUACCUCCCAUUCUCCUCCUCCUUCCAAGAGAGAGAGAGAGAGAGAGAGAGAGAUAGAGGAGUGAUCGGCCCUGAGAGUUUAAACGCAGGAGAGAGCCAGCCGAGCGCACACACACACGCUAUGACAUCAUAGUGUCCAGGUCUGAAGAAACAACAAUGAGCUGUAGCCAGACCACGGCUGAGAAAGAAGUGGAUCUUUUAGGAGUUUGACAGUCUUGUUUCCCUUAUGCUUUCAGGUGAUAGUUUAAGUGACUGGUACUGGUAAAGAGGAGCUUAUGAAAGAAGACAAACAUGCUAUCUGCUGAUUAAGUUUAAAGUGAAUAACCCAGAACAGAUUUUAGCCCCAGUCUGGUAAGCUCUCACCUCUCGAGCCCCGUUCAUCAUUCCCCAUUACCUCACGUUAAACCCCUCAGCAUCCUAGCUAAGGCGAGUGGACUUCCUAACUGACCGGUGGCAGCAGCUGGUCCGAUGGAAGGUCCGGCCCUGGCCGCGCUGGGGGACCUGUGCGAGGCCCGCUCUCCCUCUCCGGAGGGGGAGACGGUGUGCGCGGCCCUGGCCCGUUACGAGACCACGCUCCGGGACGCGGUGAGGAGGAUCCACGCGGACGUGGCCGCCUUCAAGACGGGCGUGGAGCGGCGUCUGGACGAGACGGCCCACCUGGCCGACCCCCUGGAGCGGGCCGUGGUCCAGCUCCAGCAGGAGAACCGGCAGCUCAGGAACCAGCUGGAGGCCCUCGCCCGACAAGUGGAACUCCUGAGCGGCAUCAGAGGCGGGGUGCUGAAUAAUAACCACGGUCCCGGCCAGAAACACUACGAAGUUCUUCAAGGAAACCACCAGGAUGUGAAGGAAGUGGUCUACGGAAAGGGUGAGGCUCACACUCAGAACCAGGCUUACGUCUACAGUCUGAGCUCCACUUCGGGAAGCCACGCACAGACCUACAACGGCCUCGGCGGUCAGUCGAACUCGUCUUCGCCCCCUGGAGUGUUCCCGUGCUCCCAGAGCUCCGGCAGCCCCCCCGCUGGCCCCAGAGGGGCCUCCAUGGUGGUGUGUCCGGCGUCCGGCUGCAGCCCCUCCAUCGCCCGCUUCUCCAGCCGAGCCACCUUCGCUCUGUCCAGCAAGACCAAUAGCAUUGAGAGAGAAGAACCGAUAGAAAUCGAUCCAGUUCCAGUACACACUGGACAGGAGAACGGAAACCAUGCAACUACAGAGCAUACAGUGUUGGUACACGGAAAGAUCUCCCCACCCACUUAUUCUCAACCUGACGACACUCCGACCGCGUCCACACGGAUGCCACACCUCCCGAUCACAGCAUCGACCAAGACAGCAGAAAUAAAGACUUCUCAAAUCUCUGCUGGCAGCCCUGUUAGUUCUCUGCCUCCUACCGGCCAGAUAACCCCCGGCACCUUCCGGCCCCAACCCACAGAGGACUCUGCAGUUGAAGCAGUAUAUUCUGUAAAGACAUGGGCCUCUUCACCCAACAACGCUAUGGGAUCUGCAAGUCUUCUGGGAGAGAAGUCAAACGCAGCUCCUGCUAAGUCUGUUUCCUACUCAGAGCUGCUCCAGCAUGAGAGAGACGACGACGGAAGAAGGGACAAGUCCUCCGGCCAGGCGGGGGAGAGGAGGCGGGAGCUGGUGCGGUCGCAGACCCUCCCUCGGAGCAUAGGGGCCCAAACUCGCCGAUCUCUCUUUGACAGACUGGACUCCGAGGCCAGAAACAGCGCCCCAAAAGCUGUGACACUGAAGCGGUCCCAAAGUUUCGGGGUGUCCAGUGCCAGCAGCAUCAAGCAAAUUCUUCUGGAGUGGUGCCGCUCCAAGACCAUUGGCUACCAGAAUAUAGACAUCCAGAACUUCUCCUCCAGCUGGAGCGACGGGAUGGCUUUCUGUGCUCUGGUCCACUACUUCUUUCCCACCGAAUUCGACUACAACUCUCUGUCUCCUGCCAAUCGCAAACUGAAUUUCGAAGUGGCCUUUGGGACUGCAGAGGCGAAGGCGGGCUGCGACCGGCUCAUCGAGGUGGAUGACAUGAUGAUCAUGGGCCGGAAACCGGACCCCAUGUGCGUCUUCACCUACGUCCAGUCGCUCUACAACCACUUGCGCAAAUUUGAAUGAAGCCCAGAAGUCACGAUCGGAGUUAAACUAUCUGUUUGCAGAGCCCCCCGGAGUCAGAGCAGAGCUUUAGAGAGGCAGGGUCUCCUCCUAGUGGUGGAUUAUUGUAUUUUUCCUUAACCAAUACAAAGAAAUGACCUGCUCAUCGGACAAAAAACUUCAUCACUAGAUGAAUGGACUGCUGUGUCCACUGUAUUGACAUCUAGGGGGUUGAUAGUGAUGUUACUGUGCAUGAUGAAUAAUCAAUAGAGCUAAUUUUGACAAAGAUCCUUUCUGUAGACUUUGUUUUGUAUUGAAAUGUAUUAAACUGGCCAGAGAGGGAAUGUUGCUUUGUGUUUGAAAGAUAGUGUCUAUACCAACCUUUGCACCUCAUCUUUUACUGAAAAUAAUGUUAAGUAAAAUGCAAUUGUCUGUGGAUUUGUUGUGUGACGCUAAAGUAAUGGGAUGAGGAACAGGUAAACAAAUAAAGGGUGAUGAACACAUGAAUAUGUUUUGUCUCAACACGGAUACUUGUUUAGGCUUUGGAAAAAUAGGAGGAUGAAGACAAAAAUGCAGGAAAUCCAUCUGUUAGAAUAACUGACUGACAUAGCCUUAAAUCUGUUAAGGUUUCAGUCUGUCUCUCACUUAAUGUCAUAGGACUAGAAAAAGCCCCAAACA